CUGUGGCCACUUCGUCAGUUCAUGUCUGCUACUUGAAGAGCUUGAGACUCGAAAUUUCCAUGUAAAAAGCAACCGCCUUUACUACCCUCUACUUCCUCCAAUGGCGGCAGCUUCCCGCGUUCUACCUCCUCUCUCUUUCAACACCUUCAGAAGGAGCAAAAUUUUUCAAUCAUGCCCUUUACAGAAGAAAGAUAUGGCUUGCUUCUUUUUUGCUAUCCAAAAGCAUAGCUGCAAUUUAAAGCUUUCUUACAUGAAAUCUGCCUGGGAUUUUUCCCUUCAUUGUGCCUCGAGAGCCUUCAUUUCAGUUGGUCCAUCAGAAACUGAGAACGUUCAAAGCACUAGUAAACCUGAGGACGGUGGUGAGGAUUUUGAGAGAGAAUUGCAAGAGUUGUUUGAUGAAGUGAAAGCGAUGAUUACGAUGGGCAAUAAACAAGACGCCGAGGAUCUGCUUCGGGCAAAUUAUGGCGCUGUGGAGGAGAGGAUGAAUGCAGGUUCUAGGGGCAUGGAAGAAGCUGCUUUAAUUGACGUCAUAGCGCUGGGAUUUAUGGCUUUGGGAGACUUAAAAAUUGUUGCUUCCCUUUUGGGUAUGUUGACUGAGGUUGUCGACAGUCUAACUGAUGAUGAGCGGCUUCUGGAUCCUGUACUUGUGCAUAUGGGAAGUAUGUACUCAACUAUGGGGAAGUUUGAUAAAUCGGUGCUCAAGUAUCAGAGGGCUAUUGAUAUUAUGGAGAAAAAAUAUGGGAAAAAUAGUGUUUUUCUUGUGACACCAUAUUUGGGCAUGGCAAAAUCUCUUGGUUCUAGUGGAAAAGCUACUGAAGCAAUAGAAUUCUAUAACCGUGCAAUUACUAUUCUGGAAUCAAGCAGAGGUGUUGAAAGCGAGGACUUAAUCGUGCCUUUAUUUGGUCUUGGCAAUAUAUUAAUCCAAGAAGGGAAGGCUAUGGAGGCAGAAACUCCUUUUCUAAGAAUCUUGAAUAUAUAUACCAAGUUAUACGGAGAAUAUGAUGGAAGAGUUGGAAUGGCUAUGUGUUCACUGGCUCAUGUGAAAUGUGCGCUCGGAAAUGCAGAUGAAGCAAUUCGUUUAUACAGAAAUGCCCUUCGGGUUAUCAAGGAUUCGAAUUACAUGGCUAUGGAUGACAGAACAAUGGAAAAGAUUAGAAUAUAUUUGGCUGAAUUACUUCAUCUUGUUGGAAGAGGAAAAGAAGGCCGAGAGCUUUUAGAAGAAUGCUUGCUAAUCACAAGAAGAGCAGAGGGAAAGGAGAAGAGCAGAGGUAAAGAGCACCCGAGCUCGGUGACACACAUGAUUAAUCUUGCUACUUCCCUUUUACACUCGAAGAAUUAUCCAGAGGCUGAGCAUUUGCUAAGAACAAGCUUGCAGAUCAUGGCUAAAACUGUUAAACCCGAUGAUCAAUCAAUCACGUUCCCAAUGUUGCGUCUCGCGGUGACUCUCUACCAUUUAAGACACGAUGAAGAAGCUGAACAACUUGCCCUUGAGGCUUUGCGCAUCCGCAAAAACGCAUUUGGAAAAGAUUCUCUUCCAGUUGCGGAGGCUUUGGACUGUUUGGUAUCAAUCCAAGCUAGACUGAAGACGGAUAAUGAAAUGUUGUUGGAGCAUCUCAAGUGGAUGCUAAGAAUCCAAGAGAAAGAGUUUGGAUGUGAGAGCGAAGAAGUUUUAGAGACCCUGAAAAAAAUGGCAUUUUACUUGGACAAACUAGGUAGGAAACCUGAGAAGUUAUCUCUGCAGAAAAGAUUGUCAGUGCUUAGGAUGAAAUUCAAGCAGAGAAUUCGUUAUUAAUGAGUUUCUACAAUCUAUUUGUCAUUUCACCUUUUUUACUUUGGAUAAGAGCUUUUGCACCGUCCAAUGUAAGUACAGAUUUCCCUGGUCGGUUCAGUUUUGUAGUCUUCCUUAAUCAACAGACAAAUGUAUAUUCGGUGCCAUUAAAGGUGUUGACUUUAGUGGAGUUAGGUUACUGCCGUCU
Morus notabilis is the source of this 1976-nucleotide messenger RNA. RefSeq lists its product as uncharacterized. The record is from RefSeq and is a predicted model, not a curated record. Gene Ontology annotation, molecular function: protein binding. Gene Ontology annotation, biological process: chloroplast organization. Lineage: Eukaryota; Viridiplantae; Streptophyta; Magnoliopsida; Rosales; Moraceae. Gene Ontology annotation, cellular component: chloroplast.